CGAGUAAAUUGUAUGAACAGACAAAUCGAAGAUCAAUUAGAGACUGUACGGUACGGUACGUACGGUAUUGUACUCCGAAGUCUUUUCUUGUUCUCAAAAAAAUCCCAACUGCUAACAAACCACCCACGGCAUUUGUCUACUCUCAAUACAUUCCUCACUUAUCAAAAUCCACUGCCAGCGGUGUAAAGACGCACAACAAUCAAAUCUAAAACCAUUUAAAAUUCCUACAGAAACAAAUUCAUCACAWCAGUAAUACCAUGGAAGGCAGUGUCGAUUUGACUAUUCAGAGUAUCCAUGGCRCUGCCUGGAGACAAUGCGGCGCAAACGGCGUCGAUGACAUUGGUGCCCUGUCCGCAAUCAAAGCUCAUGUUUCUUUCUCAGGGUCCGUUCCGAAUAUGAAAGUAUCUUCAUUCGCAAUAUGUCCGGAUAAGGGAAAGCUUUUUGUKGAAUCCRACACUCACGAGAUUGUGGAAACUUCUGAGAAAGAAACMAAAAUGAACCCACAAAAAACGCGGCUGCUCAAUACCACUUUCACCGAUCCCUUCGAGGAACAGAGACUCCAUAAUUCCAUUUCUUCAAAUAMCUCAUCGUCGUCCAGCACUUCGAGCUCUUCAUACCGACCGCAUUUACACUUUGAUCUCCGCGAAGAAAAGGUUAUAGAUGCCACUGAGAUCCAGGAUCUGAUCCUUGAUCCCAAUGCAGAUCGCGUCGAYGUCGGAUCUAUGUCUACUCCACAACACGACAUGAUCAUCAAGUUGCACAUCACGUUCAGAUCGGUCGAUGGUGAUGCAAUUAGCAUUUCUUCCGAAGGUGUAGCAGAGCUGAGAAUUCGUCAGACCAAUUUUGAAAAUUUACCUUUGACUCUCGAUCUUCCAAUUACUCAACCAACAUGUGGCGACUCCUCCAACACAGUUUCCGAAAAUGUGCCAAAAAAUUGCCAAAUAUUGUUCGGGUCAUCUUCGUCUAUUCGUGUUCGUCUAGACGAUGCAUCGAAACGUCAACAAUAUCUUGCCACACAAACCACCACCUCACAGGAGUACAUUCUUUCCGAUCACGUGGAUGAGAUUCAAUUGGUAGGAAUGGUGAAAAAGAUUCACGAGUAUGAAGAAAGGGGAAAAAUCCGGGACGACGAAGCCGAACCAAARCGCUUCGGAGUCGGAAACAACGGCAAAGGGAAACGACGCUUGUGGUCGUUUGCAUGCGGUGGAACGGGAGAUGUGAAACAUUCGAUCAAAGCAUUUUUUGAUGAAAUGCGGAAUAAAACGAAAUGCGUGGAUCUUGAGUUAGCCACGAACCCCACAAUGACAUCCACCAUAAUCACCAGAGAAUCAUUAGACUUUGAGAACAUACCAAAGCACCAUUUUCGUUAGGAAUUUUUUCGAUGCUGCUGCAAUGCCCGAAAUUCCUGCGAUCCUUCACAACUCUUGUUGAUGAACCAGCUUUGGUGUGAAAGAAAUCUGGUCCGUAUCUUUCGUGCUGCAACAACUCCGYAUCUCCGWMURUUUUUGARGUACUAGAAAACAAACUGAAUAUAUCAUAAAUCUUUCC
Messenger RNA from Pseudo-nitzschia multistriata, 1548 nucleotides. NCBI's taxonomy places the organism in Eukaryota, Bacillariophyta, Bacillariophyceae, Bacillariales, Bacillariaceae. The record is from the annotation of a GenBank genome assembly.